UGGUAAGAAGCAGCCGAAAUAAUUAAAAUCCAUAAGAUUGAUUGUCAUGAUUUCAGAUGAUUCCAUCUAAAGUACGAAUAAUUAAUCAGAUUAAGAAUCAUCUACUAUAUGUCGACUUGAGUGGCAAGGAACAAAAGGAUUUACAUACCUAAAUGACGGCGUUGGAAGAACCUGCCGCAAAUAUAUGAGAUCGACACUGCUGUAUCAGUGCUUCGUGCAUUUUCAGCUGUUCUGUCAACACUGAAUUGCAGUUGGAAAAAUAUAAGUAUUCCAGGGUGGUAGGCAGGCUCGGCAGCAAGUCGAUCUCAGGGUAAUCAUUUAUUAUCAACUCUUGCAAGGAAGUCAAGCUGUGCAACCAAGCUGGCAGUGAUUUGAGAUAAGAACAGCAUUCAAACGAUAAAGAUUGAAGCGGUUCGAGGAUUUGCACGCAAUCCUCGUCCCCUCCGACGAACAACAGACUUUCAGGGUAUCUCAGGAUUUCAAGAGACAUGGUGGGGACAACAAAGUUUUGAAAAAUGAAAGUCGGAGAAGUGCAGUGUUGUCAAUGACCAACUCCAGCGCCGAUGUAUCUUCCUUCCUCCUUACUUUUUCGACAGACAUCAAUGGCUCGGAUUCCGUAAGCCCAGGGCAGUCAGAAAUGUUCACAAUUUUGAGUGAUGUAAGUGCCUCUGAUCCGCCUAAGGACCUUAGCAUUGGACAGUUCUCUAUCUUUAAUAACUUAAGAGCUGUCGAGUUACGGAACACAUUUCCUGGCAGGCAUUCUAUUUGCUCGCAAUUGCAUAGGUACAAGGAGGCUAGAGAGGUCAGAUUUUGUAGGCAACUGGGAAGUGAAUUGUCUAGAUCACCGCACGAAUCUACUUUAAGUGACAACAUGGAUGAUGGCAAGACCAAUUUCCUUUUGCUGGUGAGACUCGGGCAAGUUUGUAUGUCCAAUACCUCAAGAGAGGAGGAUUCUUUAAAUCUGUCGGUCGGCAGCGACUUCAGCUCGUUACAAUUGACUAUAUUAAUUGAUUUGAGGACCGGUAGGUGGAGUGGCAACAACCAUUCUUGAAAACAUGCUAGCUGUAAUGCCCCGGACUCGUCGCAACCCGCCGAUGACGAGAAUUUAGAGAUAGAGGCGUGGACGGCGACGAGGAUGGUGGUGGCUCUCUGUCGCGGAUCCAAGGCAACCGAGGCUAGAAGAGGUAAGGGAAAGUGAGAUAGAAGUAGAGAUAGAGAUAGAGAUAGAAGUGGGGAUUAGAGAUAGAGAAGAAUUGGCGGAAGAAGAGUUUAGAGGAGAAGAGAUUUGGGGAAGAAGAUACUAAUUCCAUUCAUUGAUCAUCAAAAAUGUUUACAACCUGCUUCUUGUACUCCUCCAUACAUAGUAUAAAAAUGUAAAUAACAGAGAAAUGUGGACUAAGCUGUAAUUGUUAAUAAGAAACAAUUAAACAAAGUUGUGGGCCAAUUUUGAUGGGAAUGUGCUCCUCAAGAUCCGCUUACCACUUUCCCCAAAUCUGUACAUUUGGUCGGAUCUCCCUUCCGCCCGACCUCCUCUCUGCCUCCGGUUUCUUCUCCGUCCGCGCCUGAGCCUCCUCUUCGGAAACGCUUCCCGCCGGUCCAGCUUGGCGCGCUUCCUCCUCUUCACCCUGCUGCUGCCCUUAUUCCUCUCUUAACUAGUAAACUGAAUCUUCAUCCCACAAUUUUGGAAGUGCCUCCAAACGCACAUCUGCGAGUACCAAUGAUUUGAGGGAGUGAGGGAGGUCGAAUACAUCCCCAAUAUCGGGGCAAAAUUUAAUUUGGAGUGAGCUUGGAAAAGGUAAAACUCGUAUCUGCAGUCAACUUGAAUUUCUAAUUUGAGUGCGCGUAAGGGCCGCUAAAAAGCAUACCAUAUUCUCUCCCUCGCUCUAAACUCUUUGACCAAAUUCUCUCUCGCUUUAAUCUCUUUGAGUCCUCUCUCUCUCUAUUUCUUUCUUUCUCCGGGCUGUCUUGUCUGUCGCGAGGAAGGAGGGCAGGUCAUCCAUGGGGUGGCUUCUGUCAUUCGCAAAGGAAGUGGUCCAGUCAGCCGCGGCGUCCGUCGUGGCGGACGAGCUGGUCAGACUGCUUCCUUGUUUGGAUCACGAUCUCGAGGUGCUGCGGACAACCCUGCUCACGACCCGCCUCCGCGUUGACAACGCCGAGCAGUGGCGCUUCAAGAACGCCCACUUCGACCAGCUGCUGAUGCAACUGAAGGCCGCCUACUACGACGCCGAGGACCUCAUCGCCGAGUUCGACUACGUCGAGCUGCAGCAGAAGAUCGAGGGCCAGGCAAGUCUGCUCCUCUCUUCGUCUCUCGAUUUCGUGAAGAAUUUAAUUUCCCGCGCUCCCGACAAAGUCCGGCAGUACCAGCGCAGGCUAGAUGAUGCUGCCGCCGCGCUGGAGAAAGUAAUUGUAGAUUUAAAUUUUCGUGAUGAGCCGAAGCGGUCUGACGUGCUACGGCGACGGCAGACGGGCUCGUUCGUUACUGAACCUGAAGUGUUCGGCCGCGACGAGGAGCGGGAGAAGGUGAUUGCCCUGCUGCUGCGGCCGGGCGAUGAAUCUGGCCGGCCCAGUAAUAGUGAAUCUGUUCCUGCUAAAAGAAUGAAGACAGACAAUGUGUCCGUCCUGCCGAUCGUCGGCAUCGGAGGGAUGGGGAAGACUACUCUCGCUCAAGUCGUGUUUAAUGAUCCGAGGGUCCGACACUACUUUGAGACGCGAAUUUGGAUUUGUGUCUCCGAAAUCUUUGAUGUGAAGAGGCUAACUAAGGAGGUGAUAAGCAAUGUUGACCUGAGGCACCAAACUGACGGCAAGAAUUCAAGUUUGUCUCGAACUAAUCGCAAGAAUUUAACUCUGUACCAAACUGGUGGCAAGAAUUUUAGUUCUCUUCAAGUGGUUCUCAAUGAGAUAGCAACGUCAAAAAGGUUUCUUCUCGUCCUCGAUGAUGUGUGGAAUGAGGACAAAAUGGAGUGGGACAAGUUCUAUGCACCGAUGAGGAGUGGGUAUCGGGGAAGCAUGAUCUUGACGACCACCCGGUCGUCGAAGGUCGCUGAUAUAAUGGGCACCAUGGAUUCCAUCUUUCUGGAGGGCUUACCAGAUGAUUCUUUUUGGGAAUUCUUCAAAACAUGUGCAUUUGGUUAUGGGAAUGAAAAACUCAAUCAAGAGCUGGAGAGUAUUGCUAAGAAGAUUGCUACCAAGUUAAAGGGAACCCCAUUAGCGGCAAAAACUGUAGGGGGGCUAUUGAAGGAGAAAAUGGAUGCCAAUCACUGGAGGAGUAUCAUGAAUAGUGAAAUGUGGAAACUUCGACAAGGUGAAAAUGACAUCUUUCCUGCCCUGCAAUUGAGCUAUCAGUAUCUCCCGCCACAUCUAAAGCGAUGUUUCUCAAUUUGCUCCAUUUUUCCCAAAGAUUAUGAAAUCGAUGAAGUCUCUCUAAUCGAAUUAUGGGUAGCACAAGGCUUCGUCACAUCGGAAGAUAACAUGCUACCAAAAGAUGUAGCAACCAGGUACUUGGGUGAGUUGACAAGCCGAUCCUUCCUUCGACUGCGUAACCCAAAUAAAAGAUACUAUGUGAUCCAUAAUUUAAUGCAUGACUUGGCGCGAUCUGUUUCAGCACAUGAAGUUCUGAUGGUACAGAAUAAUAAAUGCGAACAAAGCAGCCCUUCUAGUGUUCGCCAUUUGGCGAUACUUGGUUCAUAUCUGGAAUCAAGCAUGUUAAAGGAAAUAGGUAGGUACAGUAGGCUGCGGUCAGUUUUAAGCGGAAUCUUUUCUGGACAUUGGAGCCCAACAUAUUUGUAUUUCAAUUUGACUCCUGCAUCUGGAUCCUGGUUUACUCAACUCAGAUAUAUUCGCUUACUGGACAUAAGCAGAUGUGCUAUCAAAGAAUUGCCUGAGAGCAUUGACAACUUAAAACUUCUCCAAUACCUUAAUAUAUCUGAUACGGCUAUUGGAAGGUUACCCAACUCACUUUGUUGCUUGUAUAAUCUACGAGUUUUGAAUCUAGAUGGUUGUCCACUUCAGAGCAUUCCUAAAGGCUUUAUCAAGCUGAUUAACUUGCAGAAUCUUUAUAUGGGACAGAAUUUGUUUUCUCAGGUAGCUGAGAUUGGGAAGCUAACUUCUCUUCAGAAUUUGCCACGUUUUGAAGUUCGGAAGGAGAAUGGACAUAGGAUUGCAGAACUAAAGGAUUUGACUCAGCUUCGCAGAACACUGUGUAUUAAGAGUCUUGAAAACGUUGAAAGCCAGGAAGAUGCUUGUCAAGCAAAGCUAUGUGAGAAAAAAAACCUAGACGAAUUGGUUCUGGGCUGGUAUUCAAACAGAAACACUAAUCCAGUGUUUAAUGACUUUCCCCUUCAUGAAAAGGUGCUUGAAGGCCUCUCUCCACAUCGAAACCUCAGAAAAUUGGAAAUCAUAUCCUAUUAUGGCAACAAACAUCCAAGUUGGCUGCAGAGAGAAAAGUUACCUUUCCUAACUUCAGUCCGAAUUCAAGAUUGCCCUAAUCUUAAGGAUAUAUGCUACCUUCCUCGUUCCCUCGAAUUAUUGGUACUUGAAAGUGUGGGCUGGGAAUCGCUUCCCAAAUUGUGGGACGAAGAUUCACCUGUGGAAGGCAUAAGAAGCGGGAGCAUGGAGAGCUCAUCCCUCUCUUACUUAUCCAUUAACAGCUGCUCCAAUCUAACAAGUCUCUACGAGUGGUUGUUGCCGCUCUACCUACCAGCACUCAAAUCAAUAAACAUAGUCGAUUGCACUAAGCUAACAGCGCUGCAUAUAGAAAGAUUUAAGGAAUUCUUGUCUCUUGAGCGACUGGAAAUAAAAAAUUGCCCCAAGCUCGCCAGCCAAGAGGAACUGUUCUUGCCAUCAUCUCUUUUGUCACUGCAUAUAAAUUCAUGUGGUGAUCUAGACAAGUCAUUUCCCAGUUGCCUACAGAAUCUAACCUCGCUCAUGGACUUGGACUUGUUCAAUUGUCAGCACAUAGAAUCCCUUCCGAGUAAGUUUCUUGGUAACUUGACUUCUCUCAAGUUAUUACGUAUCGUGAACUGUCCAGAGCUAAGGUCUUUAGGGGGAUCAGGGGCACUCACAUCUCUCCAAGAGCUGACUAUUUUAGAGUGUCCUAGGCUUACAGAAACAGAGCCGAUGAUGUAUGUCAAUAGAGUGUGGAGGAAGGAUGAUCCGGUAACGCUGGUAGUGGUCAUUGACAACACCACCCUUCUCCAACUUCCAUUUUUCAGAAAUUUAUUGCCCUCCACCAUGUCUCUUAAAAUCCAGAAUUCCCUCGAAUCUCUGAUAUUUGUCGAAGAUUCUAACGAAUGGUUGCAAAUCCUCGCAUCGGUUCGAUAUCUAUCAUUUGAACACUGUUCUAAUCUCAGAUCACUGCCGGCUUGGUUACGCAGCUCGACUUCUUUACAGUUAAGAAUGACAGAUUGUCCUAAGAUCGACUUGCUGCCAAGCCUGCCAGCUACCCUAUAAUACUUGCACUUUCCAACUGCAAUUUGAAGCUGAUACAACAGUUGAAAAUGUACAGCACAGCGAUAAAGCAGCAUCAAUCUCAUAGAUUUGCAAUAGAUCCUUCUAUUGCUACCACUUAGAUUACAUCUGUGGAACGAAUUCGUAAACACUCUAUUCCCCUGCAAUUGAUCCUGCUAAGUUUGAAUCCAAACAUGCUUUAGCUUCCCAGAAACACUCACCAAAAAAGACAAAAAACUGAAAAAAGAGGUCCACAUCCACAAAUAUGCAUCUGAAGGUUUCAAGAAAUUAACCAUUCAUCUAAGGUAGUGACUCUUUGCCAUGAAGAACAUUAUUCGGAUGUUUGAAAUGCUUCGUGAUCCUUCUGCGCACGAAAAGUUUCACUCCCUGAAUGGCGAGCCUCAGCCUCUUCAGCCUCGAGCCGAUCUUCACCCUAACUUUAAACACUCGUCGCCUCGAGUAGUAUUGCCUCGAAAGAGAUUCAGCUUCUUCCAACACUUUGUAGAUAAGAUAUUGCGCCCUUCGGUGCCGAAGCUCGUCUGGGUCCUCCUCCUCAACCCUUGUGUAUGAAAAUGGUGCCCUCAGAAGGAUCAUUAUUAAAAGAGUAAUGCAACAAAAUGAAGGGCUAAGAAGAGAGAAAUAGAGAGGUGAAGAGAGAGAUCAUGUUCUAUAUCAUCAUAGUGUCAAAGAGAUGUGGAAAGAGAAAUAUAUAGAUGUCUCAACUGGUCUUCAUAUCAAACUUGUCUUCAAACAUAAGAAACUGAGGGAGGCUCAUUGUGGCCUUUCCUAUACUAUUUUUAAUACCUAUUUAGUUGGAUAAUGUGGAAGUUCAUGAGGUAUAUAUCCAAAAGCCAAAAUGCAUGUAUGUCAUGUAGUAAUUGAUUGUGUAUUAUAUUUAGACUCUUUGCAGUAUAAAAAUGGCAGUUUCUUA
This is a messenger RNA of Ananas comosus (pineapple), 6376 nucleotides long. RefSeq names its product disease resistance protein RGA2-like. The record is from RefSeq and is a predicted model, not a curated record. The transcript has 3 exons. Gene Ontology annotation, biological process: defense response to other organism. Lineage: Eukaryota; Viridiplantae; Streptophyta; Magnoliopsida; Poales; Bromeliaceae. Gene Ontology annotation, molecular function: ADP binding. Bases 1999 to 5448 code for a protein of 1149 amino acids.